AGCAAAUAGUUUUUAUUAGAAUUCCGAUUGUAGACUUCAGUUAUCACGGUCAAUGUCGUUUUAAAUGUUGUGUAGUUUUCUUCUUAUCAGCGAAUAAAUUAUAAAUUUAUUUGAUAAAUCAUAAAUGACACAGGCAACCUCUUGGAAUAAUAAUUGUUUUUUCGUUUUAUUAGACAAUUUCGUCGCCAGUUUGAGUUCGUCCUAGAUACUGAAGUUGGCCAGUGAAAGUGGUUGGCGCGCAUCAUAAAAUUUUAAAAAUGAAUUCGUGUACAAGAAUGUGGAAGAUAUGGAAUGGGCUUACCAGAACUUUACCCAAACCUAUAAAAAAAUAUCCUUUACCUAAGCUGUGCAGUAGCAUGAGCACCAAUGCAUCAAUACCAGAGUACAAACGAGAAAUGGAGACAUUUCAAGACGUUUAUCCUAGUAUUAUUGAGACUAUAAGCAAAAAUCCAGGCCUUUAUGAUAACCCAGAUGUUGAUGCAUGGAUAAAAAGGUUAUUGGACUACAACUUGCACGGUGGUAAAAAAGCCCGGGGCUUGGCUACUAUAUUUGCAUACGAGAUACUUGAAAAGCCAGAAAAUAUCACUGAGGAAUCUCUUCGCUUAGUAAGAGUUCUGGGAUGGUGUGUAGAAAUGCUACAAGCAUACUUCCUGAUAAUGGACGAUAUUAUGGACGCGUCGUUAACUCGAAGGGGAGUUCCAUGUUGGUACCGUCUGCCCGAGGUCGGUCUGGGCGCUAUCAACGAUUGCAAUUUAGUUCAGGCCGCUAUGUACAUUGUAUUAAAGGAAUAUUGUGAAAAAUUACCUACUUAUAACAAUAUUGUGCAUCUGUUUAAUGAGACGUUAUUCUAUACGGCUAUAGGCCAGCACUUGGACUUUACAAUGGCACACAGAGUGAAAAGCGAUUACAGUCUGUUCACACCCGAACGGUACAGUGCUAUCGUGACAUAUAAAACCGCGUAUUACACCUUCAAAUUGCCGGUCUUUUUGGGAAUGCUUGUGACGGAUAAUGUACCACAACACACGCAUCAGACGGCCGAGAAGAUAUGUUUGGAUUUGGGCUAUUUAUUUCAAAUGCAGGACGACUAUAUAGACUGUUUCGGUGCUGAGCACCUAACAGGGAAAGCAGGAACCGAUAUACAAGAAGGGAAAUGCUCAUGGCUGGCCGUUCAAGCUUUGCAACGGUUAUCUGAACCGCAGCGCAAAGUGUUCAUAGCGUGCUAUGGAAGCCACGAACCAGCCCACGUCGAACGAAUAAAACGACUCUACCAAGAACUUGGUUUACCAGAACUAUACCGUCGAGAGGAAAAACAACGAUACGAUGCGAUAGUAAAGCUCUCGCAAACAUUCCUUCCUGAUUCAGGGAAUAUGCCCGAUUUGUUCAUGAAACUGUUAGCACUAACUUAUAAUAGAAAGAAAUAAUUUUGCAUUUUUGAAACUACCCUCAGUUACCGCCUACAUUGGCAUAGUAUUGUUGUCAUCGUUUUCGGAUACUUACAUAAUCAAAAGAAAUAUAUAGACGAAAAUUUUGAAACAUCAAUACUAUGCCCUAUAAAAAACUUAUUUAUGACCCAAUCUAAAUGAUAAAGCACGGGACUGAAGUGAACCUGAAUAUAUUUUUUUAAUUUCAAAUCAUUUGGAACCUUCCUAGUCCCAUAAAAAUUGAUUAAAAAAAAUAUAAAAAAGACUUAUAUUUAAAAAUAGAGUUUAUUUUUUAUUUGUGAAGAAUUUUUAAACUACCCUCAAGUAUAAUUUAUAAAGUAGAAUAUUUAAAUUCUUAUGGCUUGUUUAACUUGAUGUAAUUGGCAAAUUUUGUCAUAUUUACUAAUAUUCAAAUAUAAUUUCAUGAUUAGAUGUUACAAAAAUUGUUGUUCUGAAAUAAUUUAAUAAUUUAUAAACUUUGUUGUAUUACCAUUUUUCAUUAGCGUUUAAGCUCGUAUUCUAAAACGUUAAUAACACUUAGCUAACCAUGAUCGGUGGAGCAAGACAUUUCCAUUGUAAAAUAUACCUUAAUUCAAAACAAUAAGAACGAUAUUAGAAAGGACCUUAAGUCACAAUCCUGCUAUAGUGGUCAUGGUAUAGGCAAGAAACAUUUUGACAGCACAUGUCUUACAUACGUUUAAGAAUACGAGUCUAUUGGUGCUGGGCUUAAGAUAUAAUAUUGGAUACAAAGAAAAAUUAUAGAGAUUGUAAUUAAAGACAUUUUAUUUUC
Molecule: messenger RNA, 2211 nt
Organism: Pieris napi
Lineage: Eukaryota; Metazoa; Arthropoda; Insecta; Lepidoptera; Pieridae
Product: farnesyl pyrophosphate synthase 2-like
Exons: 6
Coding region: 258-1421 (387 amino acids)
Biological process (GO): trans, trans-farnesyl diphosphate biosynthetic process
Cellular component (GO): cytoplasm
Molecular function (GO): (2E,6E)-farnesyl diphosphate synthase activity; dimethylallyltranstransferase activity
Source: RefSeq, a predicted model, not a curated record